GCUGCGUACGUCACAGCUCCAGGAGACGUGUUGGCUCAGAAUAUGACGGCGUCGGGACAGUACGGACAGGUUUCAGCCUCCGACAAAGUCCUGUUCGUCACCUUCACCUCCGACGAAGACCCCUCCACCUCCGCCAUGUGCAUGUAUCCGCUGCGCUCCAUCAACAAAAGGCUGGUGGAGAUAAUCGGAGCGUGCUACAGCCACAACGGCAUCAUCAACGAAAAGGGCGCCGUAUAUUCACCGUACUCGUCCAAAUCUGAGGAGCUGUGCAGCAGCAAAAACCAUGUCAACAUGACGCUCAAGUAUCCAUGUGGAGCUGAGUUCCUGCCCUCCCCAUUGGCCAGUAAGGCGGAGUUCGCCCUGACAUCUGAGCCCCCAUUGGCUCGUAAAGGUCACAUGACCGCCGUGGCUGUAGCCGUGGAGAUGACGCACGCUGUGGCGUUCCUCGGCACCUCCACUGGAGAGGUGCUGAAGGUACAUCUGUCCGCUCACCCCGAGGUUUACGGUCGGGCGCCGGGCGACGUCACCGGGGAGAAAGUCAACAAAAACCUGCUGUUCGAUACCGACCUGCAACACGUGUAUAUCACCACGGAGAAAAAGAUCUCCAAGGUGCCGGUGCAGUCCUGCCACCUGAAGACAGACUGUCUGUCCUGCGUCUCCAUGAAGGACCCGUACUGCGGCUGGUGUGUCCUCGAGGGGAAGUGCACGAGGAGGAAGGAGUGCAGCAGGUGGAGGGACAACAACACCUGGCUGUGGUCUCCCAAUCAGAAGUGUGUUCAGAUCAAAGCCUUCGACCCCCCCAACCUCAGCUGCAGGAAAACACAGCAGGUGGAUAUCCACAUCCCGGCGCUCCCGACGCUCCAGCCCACCGACUGGCUUCACUGUAAAUUUGGGACGUUUGUGACCAAGGGGGUCGUGGUGAUUGAGGACAGGAAGGUCACAUGUGCGCUGCCCGACCCCGUGGACAUCCCCCCCCCCACCCAGCAGCAGGACUACGUGUCCGUCCCAGUUAAAGUCGUAGUGAACGAUAACAUCGAGGUGACGUCCGGAGAGUAUCACUUCUACAACUGUGCUGCGACAGUCAGGAAGAACCAGAACACACCGUGUAUAGCGUGUGUGACCAGUGAGUGGCGCUGUCAGUGGAACGCUCAGGAUCACAGCUGCAGCGACGAAAGUGACGCUGCAGGAGGAGAGUUCAUCGUGAAAACACAACAGGCUGGCAGUUGUCCUCAGUUUGAGUCUCCGGAGCCGCUCUUAAUCCCGGUCGGAUUCCCGAUCCCAAUCAGUUUCCAGGGCAGAAACCUGGACAUCUACCAGAAAGACGAUCAGAAGUUUUCCAUCGGCACGAAUCUGAUGAAGGACACGGAGCUGACGGUCAUACAGGAGCAGGGGUCAAAGUUCAAAUUCAACGGAUAUGAGUUCUCCUAUGAUAAGCAGCAGGAGGUGAACGUCUCCUUCCACAUCAUAGACAGAGGCACAGAGCGGAUGGUUGACAGCACGCUGACAGUCUCCCUGUAUAACUGCUCAGUGAAAAGGGAGGAUUGCAGUCUGUGUAAAAACGCAGCUUCUCAGUACGAGUGUGUUUGGUGUUCUUCGUCUCGUUCCUGUGUUUAUCGAGAGCUGUGUCCGUCCCACCAGCCGGCUCAGUGUCCGCCCCCCGAGAUCACAGACAUCUUCCCUCGGUUCGGGCCUCUGAACGGACGGAUCUCAGUGACCAUCAGAGGCUCCAACAUGGGGGUCAAGAGCGACGACGUGAGGAAGAUCACGGUGGCCGGAGUGGACUGUUUGCAUCAGAAGGAAAGAUACUCCGUCUCCACCAGUGUGGUGUGUGAGAUCGGCCCUGCGAGGCGAGCGCCGCCCUCUGACCUCCCGUUUGAACCCUCGCUCAGCGGGGCAGUGGAAGUGGAAGUAGAGGGAGAGGGAGGGAGGACUGGGACGUCAAAGGUUUUCUUCACAUAUCGGGACCCCAUACCCUCCUCUGUGCUCCCAGGGAAGGGUCCAGCUGCCGGGGGGACGUUGAUCACCAUCACGGGGACACACCUGGACACCGCCACGAAAGACGAUGUCUCUGUUUCUGUCGGAGGAGUUCCCUGUGAAGUGCUAAAGUUCGGCUCUGAGAUCUCGUGUAAAACGGGGAAAUAUCGGGGGCAGAAAGUUCCCUCGGAGAAGUUAGCGGUGGCGGUGAAAUACGGGACAAACACGACGAAGGAAAUUCCGUCCGCUUACCAGUACUCGGAAAACCCCAAGAUCACAGAUUUUAACCCCAAGAGCAGCUUCCUAUGCGGUGGUCGGAGGAUUGUGGUGUUGGGAAGCGGUUUCGAUCUGAUCCAGAGAGCCACCAUGGAAGUCCUGUCCGCUAACGACGAGUUCUCACAGAACACCACACCUGUACAGUUUGUUCAGGAGCAUGUGAGUAAGAACGACACGAUGCUUCAGUUUCUCUCUCCGGCGGUGAACUGCUGCGUCGACAGCACGGCGUUGAGAUCUGUCCUCUGGUUGGACGACGAGAAGGAAGAGCUGAAAGGCUUCGACUACCAUCCUGACCCCUCCUUCGACCUGCUGCUGAAGAACGUAAUCACCGAGACCAGCGUCAUCAUCGUCCACGGUCGAGGUUUCUCUAAAGCCAUGACGGCCAAAGAGGCGCAGGCCUUCGUUGGAGUCUCCUCCUGUCCCGUCAACAUCCUGCAGGAUGAUAAGUUGAUCUUGGAGGCUCCUUCCUCUCAGCCCACAUCUGGAUCUAAACGUCAGCGCAGAGACACGACCAACGACCUGCUGGACCUCGUGGUGAAGUUCGGUCACGGGGAGUGGAAGGUGGGCUCCGUUUACUACGCUCAGAGUAAAGACAUCCCUCUGGAGAUCAUCAUCCCCUCAGUGAUCAUCCCCAUGCUCUUCUUCAUCGCCAUCUCCGUCUACUGCUACAGGAGGAAGAGCCAGCAGGCGGAGCGGGAAUACGAGAAGGUGAAACACCAGCUGGAGAAUCUGGAGGAGAGCGUCCGGGACCGCUGCAAGAAGGAGUUCACAGACCUGAUGAUAGAGAUGGAGGACCACACCAGCGAUCUGAGCGAGGCGCGGAUCCCCUUCCUGGAUUAUAAAACGUACACCGACCGGAACUUCUUUCUGCCCACGAAGGACGGCUCGGACGACACCAUGAUCACCGGGAAAAUACAAAUCCCAGAAGCCCGAAAGGCCAUCGUGGCUCAGGCUCUGAACCAGUUCUCCAACCUGCUGAACAGCAAACCCUUCCUCAUCAACUUCAUCCGUACGUUGGAGAGCCGUCCGGACUUUAACGCCCGUGCUCGCGGUUACUUCGCCUCUCUGCUGACGGUGGCGCUGCACGGGAAGCUGGAGUAUUACACCGACAUCAUGAGGACGCUGCUGCUGGAGCUGAUGGACGAACACGUGCAGAACAAAAACCCAAAACUCAUGCUGCGCAGGUCGGAGACGGUGGUGGAGAGGAUGCUCUGUAAUUGGAUGUCCAUCUGUAUCUAUCAGUUCCUCAGGGACACGGCAGGGGAGCCUCUCUACAAGCUGUUCAAGGCUCUGAAGCAUCAGGUGGAGAAAGGGCCGGUGGACGCCAAGAUGAAGAAAGCCAAAUACACUCUGAACGACACGGGGCUGCUGGGAGACGACGUGGAGUACUCAGUACUGACUCUGCAGGUGUUGGUCCACGGGGAGGGUCCUGACGUGACUCCAGUGAAGGUGUUGAGCUGCGACUCCAUCACACAGGUGAAGGAGAAGAUCAUCGACCAGGUGUACAGGAACCUGCCGUACUCUCAGAGACCAGAGGUGGAGAGUGUUGCUCUGGAGUGGCGUCCGGGCUCCACGGGUCAGAUCCUGUCUGACCUCGACCUGACCUCUCAGAAGGAAGGACGCUGGAAGAGACUCAACACGCUCGCUCACUACAAC
Molecule: messenger RNA, 3906 nt
Organism: Gymnodraco acuticeps
Lineage: Eukaryota; Metazoa; Chordata; Actinopteri; Perciformes; Bathydraconidae
Product: plexin-B2-like
Biological process (GO): regulation of GTPase activity; negative regulation of cell adhesion; positive regulation of axonogenesis
Cellular component (GO): semaphorin receptor complex
Molecular function (GO): protein binding; semaphorin receptor activity
Source: RefSeq, a predicted model, not a curated record